AUGUCGAACCUCCCUCCUGUCUAUAUCGUCUCUGUUGCGAGAACCCCAGUUGGGUCGUUCUUGGGCUCUCUAUCCAGCCUCGACGCCGUUCAAUUGGGCGCUCUCGCCAUUAAGGGUGCUGUUGAGCGUGUCCCCCAGAUCAAGCCCGAGGAUGUAGAAGAGGUCUUCUUCGGCAAUGUCUUGUCCGGCAAUCUCGGUCAGGCCCCCGUCAGGCAAUGCGCUCUCAAUGCCGGCCUCUCCAACUCCGUCAUCUGCACGACCGUCGGCAAAGUCUGCGCCUCCAGCCUCAAAGCCAUCAUCAUCGGCGCCCAAAACAUCAUGACCGGCAACGCCUCCAUCGUCGUCGCAGGCGGCACCGAAUCCAUGUCCAACGCGCCUCACUACCUCCCCAACCUCCGCAACGGCGCCAAGUACGGCGACCAGACCCUUGUCGACGCCGUCCUCAAGGACGGUCUCACCGACGCCUUUAAGAAGGAACACAUGGGUAUGCAGGGCGAGCUCUGCGCCGACGACCACAGCAUCGACCGCGCGGCCCAGGAUGCUUACGCUAUCCAGUCCUACCAACGGGCUCAGGCUGCCAACGAGGCUGGUAUCUUUGCCUCUGAGAUCUACCCUGUUGAGGUUAGCGGAGGAAGGGGGAAGCCUCCCGUGAAGGUCGACCGCGACGAUGAGGUUAAGAACCUCAACAUCGAGAAGCUCAAGGUCGUGCGCCCCGCUUUCAAGCCUAAUGGCGGUACCAUUACCGCUCCCAACGCCGCCCCCAUCAACGACGGCGCUGCUGCCGUCGUCCUCAUGUCCGAGGCCAAGGUCAAGGAGCUCGGCGUCAAGCCCCUCGCCAAAAUCCUCGGCUGGGGCGACGCCGCUCAGGAACCUGAGCGCUUCACUACCGCCCCUUCCCUCGCCAUCCCCAAGGCCCUCAAGCACGCUGGCCUCACCCCCGCUGACGUCGACUACUACGAGAUCAACGAGGCCUUCUCUGUCGUUGCUCUCGCCAACAUGAAGAUCCUCGGCCUCGACCCCGAAAAGGUCAACAUCUUUGGCGGUGCUGUCGCCAUCGGCCACCCUCUCGGCUGCUCUGGUGCCCGUAUUGUCACCACUCUUACUACCGUCCUCCGCGAGAAGAAGGCCAAGGUUGGUGUCGCUGCUAUUUGCAACGGUGGCGGUGGUGCUUCUGCUCUUGUUAUUGAGAAUCUGCAAUGA
Scedosporium apiospermum is the source of this 1200-nucleotide messenger RNA. Its product is annotated as Acetyl-CoA acetyltransferase. The record is from RefSeq and is a predicted model, not a curated record. Gene Ontology annotation, biological process: ergosterol biosynthetic process; fatty acid beta-oxidation. The coding region runs from base 1 to 1200 and encodes 399 amino acids. Gene Ontology annotation, molecular function: acetyl-CoA C-acetyltransferase activity. Lineage: Eukaryota; Fungi; Ascomycota; Sordariomycetes; Microascales; Microascaceae. The transcript has 4 exons.